AUGGAGAAUAUAACUGAGAUAGAAGGAGACAUAUUCCUGGCUCCCGAAGGGGCUGCUCUUAUCCAUGCAUGUAAUUGCCAAGGGUCCUGGGGGAAAGGUAUCGCGCUCGAGUUUAAGAUCAGAUAUCCAGCUGCAUACAAGAUCUACCGUUCAUAUUGCUUAGAUCUUCUUGCGAAUCCUCAGACGAGUCUAUAUCCAGCUAGUGAUACCCAGGCUGGAAAUAAUAGUGUUAGAAACGAUACACAGCACCGAGUAACUAAACUUCCCGAAGGGACGGCUUUAGUUAUACCACCUCAACCAGGCGACUAUGACCCACAAGGCUCCCAUAUAGGCUCUGCUACUGCUAGCCAAACUAGGGGUAGAGGACGUGGCCGUGGUCGAGGUAGGGGCAGGGGUAGAGGGAACAAAAGAACACACAUUUCAACUUCUCAAGCAGCAGGCAAGCGACAUUGGAUAAUAUGCCUUUUUACAGCUUGGCACUAUGCGGCUGGUAAGCGUAACCCUUCCAGUGAAAUCAUUGAAAACACAACGACGGCUUUAGCAGACUUAAAACGUCAGAUUGAUGAAGGAAUGGCGGAUGAGGAUAAUGAGCUUCUGAAAAAUACUGAGCUAUGGUCCUGUCGUAUCAAUGCCGGGCUAUUUGGGGUUGAUUGGGAGCAAUCCAAGCACAUUAUGGCGGAGUCUACAUUACAUAUCAAGGUUGUGACUCCACCAUCGGAGUAG
This is a messenger RNA of Nannizzia gypsea CBS 118893, 723 nucleotides long. RefSeq lists its product as hypothetical. The record is from RefSeq and is a predicted model, not a curated record. Bases 1 to 723 code for a protein of 240 amino acids. NCBI's taxonomy places the organism in Eukaryota, Fungi, Ascomycota, Eurotiomycetes, Onygenales, Arthrodermataceae. The transcript is spliced from 3 exons. Gene Ontology annotation, biological process: peptidyl-glutamate ADP-deribosylation.